CUGCUGCAUUUUCUCCGAAACGCAAUUAAAACGGAUACUUUCCAUCGCAACGAUCCACUUCUUUUUAUUUUUCUGGCCUUUAAGACGAGACGAAUCAUCGUAAUUUCGCGCUAUUUCGACGUCUCUUUCCAUCCUUCCUUUCCACAUGCCACAAUGUAUAAGGUCCUUUUCCGUAUCCGUGCUACUCGGUGCUCCUCGAUUGAAUGCAUAAGCGUCGCAUUAGAAAUCGUUCGCAGCUCGGCUCAAAAGUAAUGAUAUUAGCUGGAAAUGGAAGACCCAUGGAGCAAGUGAAAGUUAUUUCUUAACGACGGCCAACACCGUCGGCCUCCUCGGUAUUACCACAAGCCUGACCUAAAAUUGGAGGUAGUAUCGCGCGUGAAUUUCGCGUCUUCGCUGCAUUUAACGCAGAAUUCAAUGAUAAAAGUUUGCGUGUUUAUACACAACGAACGGCAGCAAACUCAAGUUAAAAAAAAAGUUUACGAAGAUUAGGAUUUCUUGUUUGCAUCCCAGAAAGUGAAAUUAUUUGAGGCGAAAUGUUCAAAUUGUUGACCGUAAUAUUUGUAUACACAAUUUUCACUUCGAAAGUAGUAUCGCCGUUUAUUGUACCAGAUGAAGUCCCGUCGCUUCUAUCUUUGAUCUACUCGAACAUCCCAACCAUAAUGAAAGGAACCGAUUCAAGACUUGGAUGGGGUUUCCGGUUGGGAGAUCGCGCUGAUUUCCAAGUUCUCGUAGAACUCGGACCUCAGAAGAACACCCAGAAGUUAGGAAAUCAAGACGACGGAGGCAACAGAAAACGAAACGUUGCCAACAAUAUAGUCAGCAAUCUUUACGCGCAAAGACAACGCGAAAAAGAUCACAUCUCCAAUACCGAUGGAGGGUCUUUUUUGCAACAGUGGAGCCAAAACAUGGGAUCCAAGAAACAACCCAUUACUUACGAAGACGAGGAACCCACUAGAAUCGAGUUGGGUAUUGGAGAAGUCGAUGCCAAACAAGUGCUUCCUGAAGACUCUGUCGUUAAUCUUGCCAAACUGUACGAUAACAGGAAGACUCCUACCGAUGUUACCACCAAGAAACCAGCAACGACUACCAGUUAUAAGGACGCUUUGGAUAACGUGGAUUUGGAUUAGAUUCAAGGGAUGAUUAUGUAACAUUUGCACGAUGCGAUAAACAUCUUGUUGUUGAAAGUGCGAUUAGAUCAUUAGUAAAUGGUGUUCUUGGA
This is a messenger RNA of Nicrophorus vespilloides, 1219 nucleotides long. RefSeq lists its product as uncharacterized. The record is from RefSeq and is a predicted model, not a curated record. The transcript is spliced from 4 exons. Lineage: Eukaryota; Metazoa; Arthropoda; Insecta; Coleoptera; Silphidae. The coding region runs from base 534 to 1127 and encodes 197 amino acids.